Molecule: messenger RNA, 642 nt
Organism: Acanthosepion pharaonis
Lineage: Eukaryota; Metazoa; Mollusca; Cephalopoda; Sepiida; Sepiidae
Source: the annotation of a GenBank genome assembly
AUGACAACAUUGGACAUGGAUCCGGGUUACAAACAAACGCAAUCUUCACAAUAUCUAUCUAUCUAUCUAUCUAUCUAUCUAUCUAUCUAUCUAUCUAAUCUGAAUCUAUCUAUCUAUCUAUCUAUCGAUCGAUCGAUCUCAAUCUGUUCAUUAUCUAGCUAUAUUUCCACUUUCUUUUUCUAUCUAUCUAUCUAUCUAUCUAUCUAUCUAUCUAUCUAUCUAUCUAUCUAUCAGGUUCCUCCUGCCGUUUGCGGUUCACCCCAGGAUCGCCAGCUGAUUGCAUCCAUUUAUUUAUCCAUGGUCCUUCAUCAUGUUGUACAUGGUCUUUUUCCAUCGAUUUCCAGUCUGUUCCUAUCUAUCUAUUUAUCUCCUUUUGUUCAUAGCUAUCUAUUUAUCUCUCUCAUUCUGUUCAUAUCUAUCUACCUAUCUUUCUGUCUCUGGCUGUCUUCUCUCUUUCUCUGUCUCUGUCUCUGUCUCUCUCUCUCUCUCUCUCUCUCAAAUUCCAUCUUACAUACGAGGGUUUUUCAUAUCAACUCAUAUUUACGUACGUCUGUCCAGACACACAAUAAUUUGUAUGUGAAUAAAAAAUUGGAAACACUAUCUAUCUAUCUAUCUAUCUAUCUAUCUAUCUAUCUAUCCUAG